CCAGCAUUCCGACGCCUCGGCUCCGCGCGCAGAGCUCCGCCAAUCAGGACGCGAGGAGGACCGCGGGGGCGUGCGCGAGCUCGGGGGGAGAGAGAGGGAGACUCUGAUACAUAAACAAACAGCGGGGGGUUUGAAGGGACACGGAACGGGGACACACAACUGGUCACAUUUCUUGGCCACCUGGAAACGUGCUGGUCCCAGUGGGCGGAGUGUUCUGGCUGCUCGCGCGCACGCAGGUCUCCUGGUGUGCUCGUAGUGACGCGCGUGGAAGCCAAACCUCAGACCUCAUCCGAGCACUCAUCCCAGUACAGGACGCCUGUAGGUUACGGCUCCGGUCCCGCAGCGCUCUGAUCGAUCACGGGACUGUAAUCAAUUUAUCUGAACCUCUUUGAUCUAAAGGGUUCUCCUCUACUUUCUGGGACCCAAUCCACAUGGUGGUCCGGACUGCUACGUCUCCCCAGCUCCUGAGGAAGACCCUCACCCAGUAGACCAAACCACGUACUGAAGAAGACCACUAUACGGAAUUAUGGAGAAUAGUCCUGGUGGUGUCAUCCUGUACGCGGGCUCCUCCGGCAGCGCCAGCCCCAGCCCGGGCAGCCCGUCCAGCGGCUACCAGACCCAGUCCCCCUCCUCACACUCGCAGCCCUCCUCCCCCGAGGCCAUCUCCUUCCAGGAGAUCGGCGCCCUGAAGCCCGGCGGGGAGCCCUACCCGGCGCCCCCCUCCCCCAAGACCGUCUUCCAGUUCCCCGAGGUGGUGGGGGCCAACCCCCCUCCCGCCGCCGGCGGCCCCGCCUCCUACACCCACCCCAUCGCCGGGAAGAGACCCUGCGGGUUCACCGGCACCUUCACCAAGACCGGAGGCAUGGUGCUCCUAUGCAAGGUGUGUGGCGACAUCGCGUCGGGCUUCCAUUACGGCGUCCACGCCUGUGAGGGCUGCAAGGGCUUCUUCCGACGCAGCAUCCAGCAGAACAUCCACUACAAGAUGUGCGUGAAGAACGAGAACUGCCUCAUCAUGCGCAUGAACCGCAACCGCUGUCAGCACUGCCGCUUCAAGAAGUGUCUCUCCGUGGGCAUGUCCCGAGACGCCGUCCGUUUCGGUCGCAUCCCCAAGCGGGAGAAGCAGCGCCUGCUGGACGAGAUGCAGAGCUACAUGAACAGCCUCAACGAGACGGUCUCCAUGGAGACGGAGGCGUCCGCGCCCCCCGAGAUCGCCGGCGGCCCCGAGGGGCGGCCCGGCGAGGGGGCCGGCGGCCCGUCCUACCACAACACCUUCAUGAACUGUGAGGAGAAGCCCCUCAAGAUGGAGGCCACCGGCAACCACAGCAACGACAACAGCUCCGCCUCGUGCUUCAGCGGCGUGUCGCAAGACUUUCCCACGCCCCACUCCGCGGGCGUCCCCCAGCCUCAGUCCCAGUCCCAGUUCCAGGGGGUCCCGUCCGGCUACCACCUCCCCACCCACUGCCCCGCCAACGUCAACAAGAAGCCCGCCGGCGCCGCCACGGACAACGCAAAGUACACGUACACGCUGGCGCCCAAUCAGAGCCAGUGCCCCGUCACCGGGGCCACUUCCUCCUCGCAUCCCGCGCCGGCCAAUCAGAACGUCUUCUCCGCCGCCGGCGAGACGCAGAAGCAGACUUCCUGUCCGUGGAAGCUGAGUGGAGGAGCCAAAGUGCUGGCCUGUCCCCUGAACGCGUGCCCCGUGGCCCCUUCCAGCCGCUCCAGCCAGGAGGUGUGGGAGUCCUUCUCCCAGUGCUUCACCCCCGCCGUUAAGGAGGUGGUGGAGUUCGCCAAGAGCAUCCCGGGCUUCCAGAGUCUGGAGCAGCACGACCAGGUCAUGCUGCUCAAGUCCGGCACCUUCCAGGUGCUCAUGGUGAGGUUCUGCUCGCUCUUCGACCCCAAGGAGCGGACGGUGACGUUCCUGAACGGCCAGACGUACUCGCUGGCGUCCCUCAGGGCCCUGGGCAUGGGCUGCCUCCUGGACGCCAUGUUCGACUUCAGCGAGAAGCUUGGCCAGCUGGGGCUGGAGCCCGACGAGAUGGCCCUCUUCAUGGCCGUGGUGCUGGUGUCAGCCGACCGCUCCGGCAUCGUGGAGGUCGCGGCGGUGGAGCAGCUCCAGGAGAACCUGAUCAAGGCCCUGCGCUCGCUGAUGUCGCACCGCCGGCCCGACGACUCGACCCUGUUCCCCAAGCUGCUGCUGCGUCUGCCCGACCUGCGCACCCUCAACAUCCAGCACUCGGACAAGCUGCUGGCCUUCCGCAUAGACCCCUGAGAUGGGCAGCGCCGGCCGGUGGCACAGGCAGGUGUGGGGAGACGCUCCCCCCUCCCUCCCCCCAAUCGCCCCUCCCCCCCUCCCUCCCUCCCUCCCUCCCUCCCCCCUCCGCCACCCACUCCUCCAUCACUGCAGGACCCCCGGACGCCGCGUGACAGACAGACGCCGGGCCCCACGCCGCGCCGCGCCGCGCCGCGCCGCGCUGAACUCUGGCGCUACGCUUGAGAGGACUUAGGGGUGAGGGGGGACGAAGAGAGAGAGAGAGAAAGAAUACUGAGUGACAGACGGGGGCUGGAGUCCCGCCCCCUCCUUCCUGCUCCUCCGGUACCUGCCACUCACAACUGGUUCUGUCCAAUCCGCUUCCAGAUCCCUGUCUUCAUCCGACUCCUCACAAGGACCGAAUCCGCACUCCUCUUCCUCCUCCUUCUCCGCUCCAUCGACCGCGGCCUCUCCCCCCAGGACCAGGACUCAGACCGGAGAGGGUCUCAUGUGAUCUGCAUGUGUAGUGGAACGGCUUCGCCUCUAGGGGGCGACGGCGCCGGGCAGUCUGGGAGACCGGGGGACACUUACUCAUGAACAGUGAUAUAAUACGACACAUUCAUGCUAAACAAAUAAGAAUGCACUUUUCAUGCUUCAGGCUACUUCUGGAACCUAUAUAGAUAUAUUAUAGCAAUAGAAACGUGUCCUUUCAAGUGUUGGCGGCUGGUUUAUGCACUGGUGAAAUGAUCUAAGCUAUUUUCAUACUGUCAGUUUUUGUAAAUCUUUAUGAAGAAUUUCAAUUUGGAAUUGAAGUGGAAAUGCAUUUGAGAGAAACAUUUUUAUGACGUGACGUCAAUUGCGAUGCAUUUGUAUUCAGUGAUCGGAGAGAAAUGAUUGGUCAUUUUAGACCAAGGUGGAUGGUUUACAUGUCAAGGUCUUUUUGUUGUACAUUCUGUGUAUAAUCAUAUAUAUAAAAUUGGUUCUUACUCAUUGCAAUUUUUCUUGCAUAACUAUACGAAGCUAGAAGCUAAUUAUUGUACCAAGUCGGUCGCGUCAACACAUUGAUGCCAUAUUCAAAAGAAAAAGACAACAUUGCAGACCUAUUAAAUCUCUAUAAGCAAAAUGUAUUGUGAAUACUCUCAUUGUGAAUAUUUUGUAAAUGGUUUAUGUCGUAUGUACUAUAAUUAAACUACGUUAUAUAGCACUG
Molecule: messenger RNA, 3455 nt
Organism: Gadus morhua (Atlantic cod)
Lineage: Eukaryota; Metazoa; Chordata; Actinopteri; Gadiformes; Gadidae
Gene: nr1d4b
Product: nuclear receptor subfamily 1, group D, member 4b
Exons: 8
Coding region: 527-2269 (580 amino acids)
Biological process (GO): positive regulation of transcription by RNA polymerase II; negative regulation of transcription by RNA polymerase II; hormone-mediated signaling pathway
Molecular function (GO): RNA polymerase II cis-regulatory region sequence-specific DNA binding; nuclear receptor activity; zinc ion binding
Source: RefSeq, a predicted model, not a curated record